This is a messenger RNA of Tripterygium wilfordii, 629 nucleotides long. RefSeq lists its product as uncharacterized. The transcript has 2 exons. NCBI's taxonomy places the organism in Eukaryota, Viridiplantae, Streptophyta, Magnoliopsida, Celastrales, Celastraceae. The record is from RefSeq and is a predicted model, not a curated record. The coding region runs from base 49 to 300 and encodes 83 amino acids.
GAACUGGAGAGGAAGCGGGGGAGGAACUCAACGAAAGCGAGUCAAAAAAUGGGGGGCGAGGCUAAACCCAGUCAAGACAGUAGCAGCGGUGGAGGGUUCAAGUCACGAAUGGUGUACUAUAUCAACAGUGGGGAAAAGAAGCAUGUCUUCGCCGGAGUGGCAAUUAUCAGUGCUGUCUUUGGGAUCCCUUGGUACCUCAUGACUAGAGGAUCAAAGCAACAUUCUCAUCAGGAUUACAUGGAAAAGGCCGAUAAAGCUCGACAGGAAAGGCUUUCUCCUGGUUCAUCUUCUGCUACAUGAUUUCUUAUACCUUUUCCAGUGAUCUCCUUGAUAAGUGGUCGAGUGGACCUUUGUUGUUUGGCACUCCCUUUUAAGUCUCCCUCUCCUACCCACAAGUGGCUGUGUUGAUCCAUGAGGCAUGUUUUCAGUGUCCAGUUUUGGGAGAACUUCUGUUUAUUUUCUUUUUCAGUUGCCAUACCUGGGCUGAGACCUUGGAAGUGUUUAGGGGGUUGAUAUGAAUAACGCUUGACUACUUAAACACUAUAUUCAAUCAAUUUGAUGUUGCAGACCAUGCUUAAAUGUGGCAUGUAAGCACAUUAAUAAGAUUAUAUGCACCGUCUUACGUAGUA